Physcomitrium patens is the source of this 2543-nucleotide messenger RNA. Its product is annotated as serine/threonine-protein kinase VIK. Gene Ontology annotation, biological process: protein phosphorylation. The record is from RefSeq and is a predicted model, not a curated record. Gene Ontology annotation, molecular function: protein binding; protein serine/threonine kinase activity; ATP binding. NCBI's taxonomy places the organism in Eukaryota, Viridiplantae, Streptophyta, Bryopsida, Funariales, Funariaceae.
GUCGAGGUUUGGUGAAAGAAUAGACUUUUACUAGGCUUCCACUGACCAUGAGGGCUUUCAUGCCGAGAAGAUGAGAUGUGAGAACUUAGAUCCAGGUUGGCCUCCUUGUGUUGACCGACCACAUGACCGUCGAUUAUUCCGCGGAAUGCUGGACCCCUACUGUUCUAGACCACUGAGACUGUUCUAUGCGAUCCAAUCUCCAUCGAUCUCGGCUUUACGGGCCGGCCGUUGGUUCGUCACCCACCAUAUUUAGCUAAUCAGAGGCAAUUUUCGUUUACCGCAUUUGGAUGCGCCGGGGAGCAUGUACUCGCCGCGACCUCGCGAAGCUUUUAUUUGGGGACAAAACUUUGCAGCUGUCAUCAAUCCGUUACGUAUCCUCUUGUGAGUCGAACCUAAUCUUUUGACGUUUAGGGGGCAGUGUCUUUCACAAAGCUUGGGCACUUAGCAAUCUGUCGGUGUGUGUGGUGGUAAUGUACAGCUUUCGUGUGAAUAGUUCGCGAAUCCCUGAAUUGUUGUACUCGUUUAUUGGAUCUUUGGAUCGGGACGCGGUGUGCGUGAGGUGAUAUAGCUCAGUGGGUGGCUUCUACCCAUAGCGAGGAGGGAUUGACUGUUAGGAGUAGGAGUCUUGGGGGUCUUUGUGUGGAUUGUUGUUGAGUGUUAGAACAGGGGCAACGAGAAGCAUUCGAGAUGGCAGAUGCGAAGGAGGAACUGGCGCUGCGCACGGAAAUGCACUGGGCUGUGAGGAGUAACGACGUGGGGCUGUUAAGGACCAUUCUGAAGAAAGACAAGCAGCUCGUGAAUGCUGCGGACUAUGACAAGCGCACGCCCUUGCACAUCGCCGCGUCCCUGGAUUGUGUCCCUGUUGCUAAAGUCCUGCUUGCGGAAGGAGCAGAGUUGAAUGCAAAAGACAGGUGGGGGAAAUCUCCGAGAGGCGAGGCGGAGAGUGCAGGAUACAUGGAGAUGGUAAAGCUGUUGAAGGAUUACGGGGCUGAGUCACACGCAGGUGCCCCGAGGGGCCACGUUGAGAGUCUGAUUCAGGUUGCCCCUCCGUUGCCUUCUAACCGCGACUGGGAGAUCGCUCCGUCGGAGAUUGAACUUGAUACCAGCGAGCUCAUCGGCAAAGGCUCCUUUGGAGAGAUUCGGAAGGCGCUUUGGCGCGGCACACCCGUCGCUGUGAAGACAAUCAGACCUUCUCUGUCCAACGACAGAAUGGUCAUCAAGGACUUCCAGCACGAGGUGCAAUUGCUCGUAAAGGUUCGGCACCCAAACAUUGUGCAGUUCCUCGGGGCUGUUACCCGUCAAAGACCUCUCAUGUUAGUCACCGAGUUUCUGGCAGGGGGCGAUUUGCAUCAGUUGCUGAGGAGCAACCCUAAUUUGGCUCCUGACCGCAUCGUGAAGUAUGCCCUCGACAUAGCUCGCGGCAUGUCUUACCUUCACAAUCGGAGCAAGCCCAUCAUCCACCGCGAUCUCAAACCCCGAAACAUCAUAGUGGACGAAGAGCAUGAGCUGAAGGUCGGCGACUUCGGACUGAGCAAGCUGAUCGACGUAAAGCUUAUGCAUGAUGUGUACAAGAUGACGGGGGAGACUGGGAGUUACAGAUACAUGGCGCCUGAGGUCUUCGAACAUCAACCCUACGACAAAUCCGUCGACGUGUUUUCCUUUGGAAUGAUAUUAUAUGAGAUGUUUGAAGGUGUCGCUCCGUUUGAGGACAAGGAUGCAUACGACGCUGCCACACUAGUUGCUAGAGACGAUAAGCGGCCAGAGAUGAGAGCCCAAACGUAUCCCCCACAAAUGAAGGCAUUGAUCGAGGAUUGCUGGUCACCGUAUACCCCGAAGCGACCACCUUUCGUCGAAAUCGUCAAAAAACUCGAGGUAAUGUAUGAGGAUUGCUUAUUGAGAUUGCCCAAAGACCGUCGUCAUCUCCGCGACAUCUUGCAUCUUCGACGCAAUCCUGCAGACUCGUGAUUGAUCGGGCCAACCUUCGAGCUGAUCAAUCUAAGUAGUCAAUGCCUUACUGUGUCAAAUUCAGCCUCCGCCGACAGAUUGGCUAUGGUUCAAGUGAUUGGAUUCUCUGCUUCUCCAGAGCCAGAAACGACCCCCGUGCAAUUUCUUCUCCGACGACCACAUUGCGACAUGAAGCACCAGACUUUGGAUGUAGAAGGCAUGGUCUACAUGCUUUGCUGUGAGCCUUGCACGUCUCGCAGGUUGAUCUCUUUAACCAGCUUCUAGCCUUUCGCAAUGGCUGCAUCACUUAAGAAAUCACCGAGUAUCGUGAUGCUCAAUUUCCAAGUCCUAGGUUCACUGGGUGCAGGAAUUAGAUUUCUGUCCAACCCUGAGCGUAGCAAAUAUUAACCGCAGAGCAGUCAUGUUAUUUUCAUUCUCGAACCAUAUGGAGCGUUCCUGAAUACACACACAAGCCUCUGCUUGAGAUAACUGAAGUAACGCGCUGAUGUAAGUAUUUUGCUUUCCGAGGAGAAAGUCAAUGAGAACGGCUUUUGUUUACUUCUGCCCCAAAUCUUGUGGGGGUCUUCAUUUGGUUUUAA